Molecule: messenger RNA, 579 nt
Organism: Galeopterus variegatus (Sunda flying lemur)
Lineage: Eukaryota; Metazoa; Chordata; Mammalia; Dermoptera; Cynocephalidae
Product: keratin-associated protein 4-6-like
Exons: 1
Coding region: 1-579 (192 amino acids)
Cellular component (GO): keratin filament
Source: RefSeq, a predicted model, not a curated record
AUGGUCAACUCCUGUUGUGGUUCCAUCUGCUCUGACCAAGGCCGUGGUCAAGGCCCCUGCCAGGAGACCUGCUGCUGCGGCCCCAGCUGCUGCCAGACCACCUGCUGCAGGACCACCUGCUGCUGCCCUAGCUGCUGUGUGUCCAGCUGCUGUAGGCCCAGCUGCUGCAUUACUAGCUGCUGCCGCCCCUCUUGCUGUGGUUCCAGCUGCUCUGGUUCCACCUGCUGCUGCCGCCCCUCCUGCUGCAUCUCCAGCUGCUGCUGCCCUAGCUGCUGUGGAUCCAGCUGCUGUAGGCCCAGCUGCUGCAUUACUAGCUGCUGCUGCCCCCCUUGCUGUGGUUCCAGCUGCUCUGGUUCCACCUGCUGCUGCCGCCCCUCCUGCUGCAUCUCCAGCUGCUGUCGUCCUAGCUGCUGUGGAUCCAGCUGCAGUGGCUCCAGCUGCAGCUCCUGCUGCCCCCGCACCAGCUGCUGCCUGCGUCCGGCCUGUGGCCAAGUCUCCUGCCACACCAUCUGUUAUCACCCAACCUGUGUCAUCUCCACCUGCCCCCUCCCCAUGUGCUGUGCCUCCCCUGACUGCUGA